AUGUUGUCCAUGAAGUCUUGGAGCAUAUUAUCUUUCAUGCAAUUGCAACCUAAAAAUGUGUAUUUUCCUUAUAAAAUCCUUCUAGUUCCAGUUCCUAGUGUUUACUUAAAUGUCAUUAUCUCAGAUCUCUUAAGCGUGUGGUUUGAUGUUGUGAUCUGCCUUGUACAGGGUCUGCUCACCCUCUGUGGGAUGCAUGAUUCGGAAGCCAAGCCAGUCUUGCUGUGCUCUUGUAAUGACAACUCUGUCCGGGUCUAUGACUUGCCAUCGUUUUCCGAGAGGGGCAAGAUAUUUUCAAAACAGGAGGUUCGAUCCAUUCAGCUAGGCCCAGGUGGUCUGUUUUUCACUGGCGAUGGGACUGGUGAAGUGAGAGUUUGGAAAUGGUCAACUGAGCAAACUGCAACCUCCUCAUGA
Ilex paraguariensis (yerba mate) is the source of this 411-nucleotide messenger RNA. The record is from the annotation of a GenBank genome assembly. Lineage: Eukaryota; Viridiplantae; Streptophyta; Magnoliopsida; Aquifoliales; Aquifoliaceae.